Messenger RNA from Mycosarcoma maydis (corn smut), 1098 nucleotides. RefSeq lists its product as uncharacterized. The coding region runs from base 1 to 1098 and encodes 365 amino acids. Lineage: Eukaryota; Fungi; Basidiomycota; Ustilaginomycetes; Ustilaginales. The transcript has a single exon. The record is from RefSeq and is a predicted model, not a curated record.
AUGAGGGCAACAUCGUCAAUAGCAGCUAUGUCAUCGAUGCGGCUUGUUCCAUCAAGCAACGCCCUCGGACCAUGCCCUCGCCGGGCUUCGAGAGCGCUUAUAGCUUCCACAUCUGCCACACCUGUGACAAUGCCACCUUCAGCAGCACAACGGUGUUUUUCCACCUCGCCCACACCCAAGACCGCUGGCACCGGGACACUGGUCAAAGCAACCAUUGCGCUCUCGUUGGUGGGCAUCACCUCCUAUCUGUUUGGAUCACUCUACCCACCCCAAGUGCUCAAGCUGCUCUACAGACCCGUCACACCUCCGCGCCUCAAAUCCGACGGGCCUGAAGCAGAAGCACACAUGCGCCAAGUUGAAGAUGCCUUGCACGCUCUCCCCAUCAUUCAACAGCUCAAGCUUUCCUCCGUGGCUCACGGCUCAGCCGCCGAACUCGAAGUGCUCCGUUCCCAGGGUAGGCACAUUACUGAUCUCGAUCCUAGCACUACGAUCCAAGUCGCCGCGCACGGUAGUAUCCCCGGUGCUAAUGUAGCCGUCUCGGCCUCGCCUGUCCAAGGUGGAGAAGCUGACACACACCAGUACGUCAUGACACGUCCUUACCUCAAGUACAGCCGUGAAAAGGCGCAGCACAACUUGACGGCUGGCUCGCUGCGUGGUCCAGGCAUGGUUGCUGUUCCGCCGAUGGUGUUUACCAAGACUGGCCAUGGAGCCAAGCAGCUCGGAGGCACGGAAGGAGACAGCACCAUUAUUUUGCACCUCGGUCGAAGUCUGUGCGGUCACGAUGGGAUUGUUCAUGGCGGUAUGCUGGCUACUGUCUGCGAUGAAGCGCUCGCAAGGACAGCCAUGUACAACCUGCCGGGAAAAAUCGGUGUGACGGCACGAUUGGAGAUCGACUACAGAAAACCGACCGCGGCGAACCAGUUCAUCGUGCUGGAAACCGAGUUGGUCGAGCACAAGGGCAGAAAGGCGACUGUCAAGGGAACUUUGAAGGACGUUGAGGGCAAGUUGUUGUUGGAGUGCAGGGCGAUUUUCGUAGAGCCAAAGUAUGCAAGGUACUUUUUGGACGCCAAGGCGCUAAAGCAGGCAAUUGAAGGGUAG